Messenger RNA from Nipponia nippon (crested ibis), 3381 nucleotides. The record is from RefSeq and is a predicted model, not a curated record. Lineage: Eukaryota; Metazoa; Chordata; Aves; Pelecaniformes; Threskiornithidae.
AUGCCUGCCCUGCCCGGGAGGCGAGACCGCGGCGCCGGCUCAGCCUCCCCUCGGUGCGCCGGAGCCCCAGCCCCCUCUUUUUUGCCUCCUCUCGGACGGCCCGGGCCGCGGAUACUUCGUGUGAGCCGCUUUUGUCUCGCCAAGAGAGCUGUUUGUUUUUCUUUCUUUAAAGAUAAUCGAAACGUGCCGUUGAACCUGAUGGCUCUGGAUGUUGACCGAACUGUUCUCUAUAAAAUGAAGAAAUCUGUCAAAGCCAUAAACAUAUCUGGUCUGGCUCACGUGGAAAAUGAAGAACAGUAUACACAAGCACUGGAGAAAUUCGGAGGCAACUGUGUUUGCAGGGAUGACCCAGAUUUGGGAACAGCGUUUUUAAAAUUUUCUGUGUUUACAAAGGAAUUAACUGCACUCUUCAAAAAUUUGAUUCAGAAUAUGAACAAUAUAAUCACUUUUCCAUUGGACAGUUUGCUGAAGGGAGAUCUGAAAGGAGUAAAAGGGGACCUGAAAAAACCCUUUGAUAAAGCUUGGAAGGACUAUGAAACAAAAGUUACAAAAAUAGAGAAGGAGAAAAAAGAGCAUGCUAAGCUGCAUGGGAUGAUCCGUACAGAAAUAAGUGGAGCUGAAAUUGCAGAAGAGAUGGAGAAAGAAAGAAGGUUCUUCCAGUUACAGAUGUGUGAGUACCUGCUGAAAGUCAAUGAAAUCAAGAUUAAAAAAGGAGUGGACUUGCUUCAGAACUUGAUCAAGUAUUUUCAUGCUCAGUGCAAUUUCUUUCAGGAUGGGUUAAAAGCAGUUGAAAGUCUCAAGCCCUCAAUCGAGACACUCUCGACAGAUCUUUAUACAAUUAAACAAGCACAAGAUGAGGAAAGAAGACAAUUAACACAGCUUAGAGAUAUUUUAAAAUCAGCACUCCAGGUUGAUCAAAAAGAGGAUUCUCAGAUUCGUCAGAGUACAGCUUACAGUUUACAUCAGCCUCAGGGAAACAAGGAACAUGGCACUGAACGAAAUGGUAGUCUGUACAAGAAAAGUGAUGGAAUCAGAAAAGUGUGGCAGAAAAGGAAGUGCUCAGUUAAAAAUGGUUUUCUUACAAUUUCCCAUGGUACAGCUAACCGACCUCCAGCAAAGCUCAAUCUGUUAACCUGCCAAGUGAAAACAAACCCAGAGGAGAAAAAAUGUUUUGACCUCAUAUCACAUGACAGGACGUACCACUUUCAAGCAGAGGAUGAACAGGAAUGUCAAAUAUGGACAUCUGUUCUACAAAACAGCAAAGAGGAAGCUUUAAAUAAUGCAUUCAAAGGAGAUGAUAACACAGGAGAAAAUAAUAUUGUCCAGGAACUGACAAAAGAAAUUAUAUCUGAAGUCCAGAGGAUGACUGGAAAUGAUGUGUGUUGUGACUGUGGAGCACAAGAUCCUACCUGGCUUUCAACAAAUUUGGGAAUUCUAACUUGCAUUGAAUGCUCAGGAAUCCAUAGAGAACUUGGUGUUCACUAUUCCAGAAUGCAAUCACUUACAUUAGAUGUGCUGGGAACAUCUGAACUUUUGCUUGCAAAGAAUAUUGGGAAUGCUGGGUUUAAUGAGAUUAUGGAAUUCUGUCUGCCAGUUGAUGAGAUGGUCAAACCUAAUCCAAGCAGCGAUAUGAAUGCAAGAAAAGAUUAUAUUACUGCCAAGUAUAUUGAGAGAAAAUAUGCAAGGAAAAAGCAUGCUGACAAUGCAGCUAAAUUACAUGCUCUUUGUGAAGCAGUGAAAUCAAGAGACAUUCUUGGACUAGUCCAAGUAUAUGCUGACGGUGUGGAUCUCACAGAAAAAAUUCCACUGGCCAAUGGUCAUGAGCAAGAUGAAACAGCGCUUCACCUUGCUGUUAGGUCAGUUGAUCGAACAUCCCUUCAUAUAGUUGACUUUUUAGUGCAGAACAGUGGCAAUCUAGAUAAGCAAACAUGUAAAGGUAGCACAGCCCUGCAUUACUGCUGUCUGACGGACAACGUUGAGUGCCUCAAACUGCUGCUGAGAGGGAAGGCUUCUAUUGAAAUAGCUAAUGAAUCGGGAGAGACGCCACUUGAUAUAGCUAAACGCCUAAAACAUACUCACUGUGAAGAGCUGCUUACUCAAGCACUGUCCGGAAGAUUUAAUUCUCACGUUCAUGUAGAAUAUGAAUGGCGGUUACUCCAUGAAGAUCUGGAUGAAAGUGAUGAUGACGUGGAUGAAAAGCUGCAGCAACCCAGUCCCAAUCGGAGAGAGGACAGGCCUGUCAGCUUCUAUCAACUUGGAUCAAACCAGCUUCAGCCUAAUGUAGCAUCUUUGGCAAGAGAUGCAGCGAACAUUGCUAAGGAUAAGCAAAGAGGAUUUAUGCCAAGUAUAUUACAGAAUGAAACAUAUGGAGCAAUACUCAGUGGCAGUCCACCUCCCAUUCAGCCUGCAGUACCUGUUACAAGUAGUGCACCUCCUCUACCUCCAAGGAAUAUUGGCAAAGUUCAGCCUUCAGUUCUUGGCAGUGGUAUUCAGACAAUUUCUUCAUCUAAUGCAAUGUGGAAGACAAAUUCUUUAGGAGUGGAAAGUAUAAGCAGGCAGAGGUCUUCAUCAGAUCCACCAGCUAUUCAUCCCCCUGUGCCGCCAUUGCGUGUAACAUCUACAAAUGUGCUUUCUCCAGCACCACCGCCUCCAGUGGCAAAGACAGCCAGCAUUAUAGAAGCUUUGAACCAGCAAUCUAAACAGCAACCAGCUCCUCCACAAACCAAGCCAACCCCACCACCACUGCCCCCACAACCUCCUAGUAGAAUCUCUCAAAGAAAGCCUAUUCCUGGGACUGAGAAGUCAUCUGGCUUAACUAACAAAGCGCAGUCCAGAGGACUUGGGUCUCUACAACAAACUGCAGCAGGAGAGUCUGUAUGUGAAAUUCCAGUAACACAGACUGGUUCUACAACAAAUACUUUGGCACAAAUCCAGCCACCAGCACCAAUGCCAAGGAAAUCACAAAUAUCAAAAACUAAACCCAAGAGAGUAAAAGCAAUUUACAACUGUGUAGCAGAUAACCCAGAUGAGCUGACUUUUUCAGAGGGAGAUAUUAUUGUAGUUGAUGGUGAAGAAGAUCAGGAGUGGUGGAUUGGUCAUAUUGAUGGAGAUCCCAGUCGGAAAGGAGCUUUCCCUGUAUCAUUUGUGCACUUUAUUGUUGACUAAAUUGCUACUGAUAAGUGGAGACAUUUCUCAUUUCCAGCAGUCACAGAAAUAAGUUUUGCUCUAUUUCAUUUCAUCUACCUAUCUGCAGACACCUUGCCAGAGCACUGCCCAAGUCCUAGGUACUGUAGUUUACUUUUUUAUUGCCACUGUUCUGAUUUUGGGACUUUUAAAACUUUUUUCUAUGUGAAAACUUCUCAUGAGCAGUUUACACUUUAA